AUGAGGUCUCUUUUGGCGACAUUCGCCGCCCUCACAUCCUUGAUCACCUCCUCACAAGCCCUGUACUUCUACCUCGACGGCACCACGCCAAAAUGCUUCUAUGAGGAUUUGCCCAAGGACACCCUGGUUGUCGGAACAUACAAAGCAGAAGCGUACAACAGCCAAACAUCCUCGUUCCACGUAACUUCGGACCUCGCGAUCCAAAUCACGGUCGAGGAGACCUUCGACAACGACCACCGCGUCGUGACACAGACAUCCACAUCAUCGCACACGGCAUCGAAAUUCACCUUCAGUGCAGCUGACAGUGGCCUGCAUAGACUGUGCUUCACCCCGUCAGGCCCAGCGGCGAUCAGUGCUGGCGGAUGGUUUGGCGGCGCAGGCCAGACGAUGGGUGGCGUUAAGUUGACAGUCGAUAUGGCGAUCGGUGAAACGAGCAAGAUUGAGAGCGAGGACAAGAGCAAGAUUGACAGUAUCGUUGGCAAAGUCAAGGAGUUGAAUGGGCGAUUGGCGGAUAUUAGACGGGAGCAGGUCUUCCAGAGAGUAAGCUACAAUGAUCCUUCUCCCCUGGCAAUCUACGAUUUUGCCAUAUUCUAUGUUAUAUUGGUCGAAUCUAAAAUGUGA
This is a messenger RNA of Rhinocladiella mackenziei CBS 650.93, 621 nucleotides long. RefSeq lists its product as uncharacterized. The transcript has 2 exons. The record is from RefSeq and is a predicted model, not a curated record. Gene Ontology annotation, biological process: endoplasmic reticulum to Golgi vesicle-mediated transport; intracellular protein transport; Golgi organization. Gene Ontology annotation, cellular component: COPII-coated ER to Golgi transport vesicle; Golgi apparatus; endoplasmic reticulum-Golgi intermediate compartment. The coding region runs from base 1 to 621 and encodes 206 amino acids. NCBI's taxonomy places the organism in Eukaryota, Fungi, Ascomycota, Eurotiomycetes, Chaetothyriales, Herpotrichiellaceae.